CGAGCUGCCUUGAUUAUGAGGGGAGCCGGUUGUCGUUAGUUGGAGCCACUUGGUACGGACAGGUCAAGCCAGCCAUCAUGGAUCACAAGCAAGAGGGGACAAUGUCAGAAGGUGCAAUUUUUCGCACCGCAUUCUUCUACGUCUUCCUGAUCCUGUUUGUGCCAGUGGCGGCGUUCUUCGCGUCGCGGACCGUUCUCUUCGAAGCUAUGCUCGGCCUGGACACGUCCACGAGCACGCUGUACGCCGCCGUGGUGACUGUGAUCGUGAUUCACGCCGUGCUCGGCCUGUACGUGACCCGGGCGUUCAGCGAGGCCGAGAAGGUUGGCAAGAAGGACUAGCGCACCCUCACGCGCAGGCGGUGCGGACGGCGGGUGGCACGCGGGCAUUCUGACGGCGGUCUACGGGGGAGGUCGCGAGAAGUGCUUGAGUGGACGGUCCGCCAGCCAUACCCGAGCAUAUUGCUGGCGUGGCGUCACCAUG
Messenger RNA from Pollicipes pollicipes, 480 nucleotides. RefSeq names its product vacuolar ATPase assembly integral membrane protein vma21-like. Gene Ontology annotation, biological process: vacuolar proton-transporting V-type ATPase complex assembly. The coding region runs from base 78 to 338 and encodes 86 amino acids. The record is from RefSeq and is a predicted model, not a curated record. Lineage: Eukaryota; Metazoa; Arthropoda; Thecostraca; Pollicipedomorpha; Pollicipedidae. The transcript has 2 exons. Gene Ontology annotation, cellular component: endoplasmic reticulum membrane.